AUGAUUAAUGCGUUUGCCGAACCUUACAGUCAGCCGCUGGCAUGUCAAGCUGGUUUGGACAUAUUGAAAAAAGGCGGGAACGCUGCUGAUGCGGCCGUUGCCGUAGCGGCGGCUUUAAAUGUUACAGAGCCAUCAUCAACGGGAAUUGGGGGAGAUUGCUUUUGCCUUUAUUAUGAUGCAAAAACAAAAAAGGUUGGUGCGUUAAAUGGCUCGGGACG
Molecule: messenger RNA, 218 nt
Organism: Acaulospora morrowiae
Lineage: Eukaryota; Fungi; Glomeromycota; Glomeromycetes; Diversisporales; Acaulosporaceae
Source: the annotation of a GenBank genome assembly